Molecule: messenger RNA, 1323 nt
Organism: Paraglomus brasilianum
Lineage: Eukaryota; Fungi; Glomeromycota; Glomeromycetes; Paraglomerales; Paraglomeraceae
Source: the annotation of a GenBank genome assembly
AUGAAUAAUUCGAGGAGCCCAGUACGAUCUGGUCAAAGGGCAAGUGGGGAAGAAAUAGUGAAAGAUUAUACGCUUGAGCCUGAACACGAACUACGAUUUGAAGUUGACUUUGGAACUACUGUGAAACUUAAGUUGAUCUCAGGCACAGCAGAGAUCUUUGGAACUGAGAUUGGAAUAGCUCCCGAGUACGAAUUCACGGGACGCAAAGUAGCUGUGUUCACUUGGCGAGGAACAUGCAGCGUGGAAUAUGUUGCCACAGAAACACCAAUGGUCAGUUAUUUGAACAUGCAUCUAGCAUUGGAGCAACUACGUGAACAAGCCAAGAUUACGAAUAAACAAGGGCCAAGGGUGUUAAUUGUGGGACCAGAAGAUGUAGGGAAAACGUCAUUGAGCAAGAUACUUCUCAGCUAUGCAUUACGACAAAGUCACAACCCUAUCUUCAUCGAUCUCGAUCCAAAUGAGGGUACAAUAACCAUGCCGGGAACUCUCAGUGCGACAUCAAUCACGCACAUAAUUGAUGUCGAGGAAGGCUUUGGUUCUUCUGCUACAACAGCACCAUCGAUGGGAUCGACGACGUUGCCAUUAGUUUAUUACUACGGGUAUGCUGAUUCAGGAGAAAAUUUGAAACUGUUUAAGAUGUUGACCAGUCAAUUGGCUAAGGUUGUCAAGGCUAGAAUUGACGAGGAUGCAAACGCUCGUGUCUCCGGCCUUGUUAUCGAUACGAAUGGAUUAACAGAUAAUACAGGAUACGAAAUCAUUCAACAUUGUGUGGAACUAUUCUAUGUGAACAUAAUAAUUGUCCUUGGUCAUGAACGUCUUUACAGCGAUAUGGACAGAUUAUACAAUGACAAUAAUGACGUGACUGUUCUCAAAUUGCUGAAAUCUGGAGGUGUCGUCGAUCGUGAUAAUUCCUUUCGUCGUCAACUUCAAAUGCGCAAGAUACGAGAAUAUUUCUAUGGUACACCUAAAUGCGAACUAUCGCCAUAUUCAACGAUUAUCAACUUCCAUGACUUUUCUAUCUAUCGAGUUGGAGUAGGUUCACUCGCCCCGUCAUCGGCAUUACCAAUUGGUAUUGAUCGCAAAGUAAGCGAAACCCAGCUUGUAAAAGUUGAACCUGAUGAUAGCUUAUCACAUUCCAUAGUAGCAAUAUCAGCAUCAGAAACAUCUGAUGAGGUUCAAUUGCUCGAAGCUAAUAUAUUGGGAUUCAUUUAUGUCACAGAAGUUGAUACUGCGAAACAUAAAAUGACGGUGCUGUCUCCAUGUCCAGGACGAUUACCUAAUCAAUUCUUGUUAGUAGGAUCUUUCAAAUGGAUGGAGAGCUGA